Oncorhynchus gorbuscha (pink salmon) is the source of this 2516-nucleotide messenger RNA. Its product is annotated as zinc finger and SCAN domain-containing protein 2-like. The record is from RefSeq and is a predicted model, not a curated record. Gene Ontology annotation, molecular function: DNA-binding transcription factor activity; RNA polymerase II cis-regulatory region sequence-specific DNA binding. The transcript has 4 exons. Lineage: Eukaryota; Metazoa; Chordata; Actinopteri; Salmoniformes; Salmonidae. Gene Ontology annotation, biological process: regulation of transcription by RNA polymerase II. Bases 312 to 1733 code for a protein of 473 amino acids.
AUCCAUCUCGCGCCAUUAUCUCACACUGGGCUUCUUCUGGUAGUGAGUGGAAACGCGACCCGGAUUCUUCACAUUUACACAUCCGGUGAAAUAUCUGGCUCGUUGUAUCUGUGGUCGAGACGCUGAAUCGCUUCCCGUCUGUAUUAGUGACGGACAGAUGCUGACGAAAUACUGCCGGUACUCUUUUGACAUUUUAGUCUUGCUGCACUAAAUUUGACUUCGAGGCGUUGGCAUCUAUACUUCAACAGCCUAUUUAUUCUACACUUCACCCAGUAACAAUUACUUAUUUUGAGGGCAUUUUCGAUCCAAUAAUGGCAAAUUCCGUUGCCUUUCACACUCAGCUGGCCUCCAUCAUGGAGGUUUUAGCUAACGCGGCCGUGGCUGAAAUCUGCGAGCUUGUUGACAAUGGCUAUGCGGUCCUGCAUUUGGAGAUAUCUCAAGGGCAGAAGGAGAAUGAAGCGUUGAGGAGAAAACUACGGAUGAUGGAGCUGAAAGUGUCUCGUGCGAGUGCCAUGAGAGCGGGAAUGGGAAGCUCAAUCCUCGCGCACAGUCGCUUUCGAACUCACGUUGGCAUGGAAUCGAGAAGGACAUCAAGCAGUGAGGUACAUUGUCGGAGAGGAGUUGAUUCCCAGUUGGUCACCAGCCUGUUUAGGGACGGAAAGUCCCCUGGUGACACUGGACAGACUACCACACAGAGAAAGCCUGCUGCGUUGGAUGAGAUAAAGCCCAAAUCACCUACCAUCAAAGAGGAGAGGCGGGAAGAAGCCUGGGACAAUCAUGACCAACGAGAGAGAUUGAGUACCGGAGCUUUAAAUCACAGUGUUGAUGGAGGAGAAAGGCAUUCCAACAUCGUCACAGAGGCCACACAACCAAUCAGCAAACAGGAGAAUGCCAGCUCUUGUAAAUGGGUGAGUGGCGAAACCGACAACAAUGAAAACCUGAGUGUGAACAAAAGAUCUCAAACCCCAGCAUUGGAAGAUGGUGAUGGAAUACUUGACCAUGCAGGCUUUGAUUGUAUGAUGUUUGAGCCCCCCAGACAACUUGGGACCCUUAGCACCCAGGGUCCUGGGGCUGAUCUUCCUGAGUGCUCUUACUCUCAUGUGGAUGUUGUACCUCUUAAUUCUGAUUCAGAGAAUAGUUUUCCCUUUUCGAUGAACAAGGUGAGUCGCUCCAUAACUGAGUACAAACAACCUGUAACUUACAGAGACAAUAGACAGAGGGUGCCGUUGCCCUCAGAUGAGCCUCACAUGACUGUGCGAAAAGGCAUGGAGACUGGAUCCAAUGCCUUGGUAAUGACGGAUGGUUGGGUCUCCCAUGACAGUCAUAAUAACGACGCUGUGAAUUACAACCAAGACGGCACAGCAGGUAACCGGUUCAUUUGUAGUUUCUGUGGUAAGACUUUGGCGUGUCUGAAGAACCUCAAGACACACCUUAGGGUUCACACCGGGGAGAAGCCGUUCAGCUGCAUGCAGUGCGGGAAGCGCUUCUCCGACUCCAGCAACCUCAAGCGACACCAGAGCGUACACACGGGGGAGAGACGCUACGGCUGCAGCCACUGCGGCAAGCGCUUCGCCCAGUCGGGGCACCUCAAAGUGCACCUUAGCGUACACACAGGAUGCAAGCAGUUCCGAUGCCCACAGUGUGAAAAGACUUUCAUAUCGGCCAAUCACCUCAAGAGACACAUCAGUGUCCACGAUGGAGAAGAAAGUAUUUUACCAACCACUUUUCAGUGAGUGAAAGUAAGUCCCUCUGGAUAAGAGCGUCUGCUAAAUGACUUAAAUGUAAAUGUAAUACCCAAACGUUCUCCAGCCCAGCUUGAACAAAAAAAAUGAAUUGGGGGCUCGACUGAAGGAGUUGAUCAUCCAAAAAGUAUUCCAUACACUUUUGAAUGAGUGUUUUUGUAACUCUUAUCAUUGAAGUUGUUUAUCACUCAUCCUCAGCCCACUGUGUGAAAAUCGGUUUGCGGACUCGAGGUGUCUCAGACAAAACUGUUCACACAGGAGAAAGACCCUCUAUCUGCGUACAGUCUGGGUGAGGAGCUUACUGUGAAACACAACCUUACACUUCACCUAUAGAGAAACCAUUCUGGUUGCUCAAGUGCUGGUGAUGUAUUGUCACUGAGUGUACCAGGAACACGAUCAUGAAUAAUUCUACUUUAACAUUUUGACUGAACACAUUUUUGUCUGUAGACUAUUUGUCAUUCACAGUUUAGGAGUAGUCUUAUAACGAAACAAAAACAAUGGAAUCAACAAAUAAUUUGUGUACGUCCAUUAAUAUUAAUAUUUCAAGUGCUUCAAGCAAUAUGAAAUGUGCAGUACAAACAGUUACAACUAUUGUUAAUGUAAGAAAUGCUACCUCUUUAGGAAAAACACUCCUCCAAUCACUAGUCAAAUGCUAUCUCGCAAAGGCUCAUUUAUGACAUUUUUGUAAUAAGUAUUCUGUUGCACACAUGAUUGUUUUUUAGAAUUACCCUUGAAAAUUGAUGUUUUUGUGAAAUAAACAAUUAAGAAAAAGGC